Mercenaria mercenaria is the source of this 5009-nucleotide messenger RNA. RefSeq lists its product as uncharacterized. The record is from RefSeq and is a predicted model, not a curated record. Bases 362 to 3289 code for a protein of 975 amino acids. Gene Ontology annotation, molecular function: ATP-dependent protein folding chaperone; ATP binding. The transcript has 12 exons. NCBI's taxonomy places the organism in Eukaryota, Metazoa, Mollusca, Bivalvia, Venerida, Veneridae.
ACUUGGUAUUUUGUCAUAGCAGGUUUAAGCAUUCACUGGAAUGUAGGAUAGGACUUGAUCGUAAAUUGUAUCUUAAAAAAUACUUUUAUCUAAACAUGCUAAAGCAAGUGAAAGGAUACAAAUAAAGUCAGUACAAAGUUUUAGCUAUUAUCUGAUUUAGUAUAAAUUAAAGGUUUUGGCAGUCGAUGGAAUGCUUGAAAGACUUCAUUGUUGUGAGUGGUUGGUAUAAACGGUGUUUUUGAUAAAAGUAAGAGUAAGGGGGGAAAAGUCAACAACGAUCAGUUUCGUUUUAGCUAUUAUCUUUUAGAUUUUUAAUUAAGAGAGAUGAUUCUAUAACCUGGUUAGAUGAAAAAGAAGUCACAUGGCAACGUCGAACAUAACUAGUACAUCGAACCAUUCCAUACUUACAUGUAUGGUCUAUAACGGUGGAACAAAAGUAGUAAAAGCCCUUGCUGAGAAACGUAUAGAUGAGUUGUUACUAACGGGACAGAAUCCUGGGGACGGGAAGGUCGAUGCAUUUCUAAAACAGAACCAGCAGAAGAUACUUGGAUACCGAGCAGGUAGAAGUAACGAAUGGCUGUAUUUUCCUGCAGAUUAUAGCCCUACAGACUUCGCUAAAUGGGACUUGAAUGCGACAAUUUUCAUCUUGUUGGAGAUUUGUGAUCUAGGAAAGCAAAUACGAAUGUAUCUUGAACAACUGAGAAAACUCAGAAAUAAGCUUGUGCAUUUGAGCAGCACAGAUAUAAGUGAAAGCAAAUUUGAUCACUUAAAAACUAAAGUUUCUGUUAUUUUGGAGAAAUGUCUCUGUGAAAUAGGUGAUGACCGCCUCGCAAUGGACAUUGAAGAAAUGAAUAAGCGAAUAGAAGACGGAUCAAUUUUGCAGAACGCAAGUACAAAACAUCAUACAACACAUGAAGAAACGCGGAAUGUUCUUGAAAAGUCGGAAAACUUUGACGAGUCUACAGAAAAGAAAUUGGAAACUACUAUUGAACUUCUUCAGAAAAUUGAGCCAACAUUAACAUCAGAAAACGAGACGAUGGAAGUUCCAGACAUUGGAAUUAAAAUUACCGUCAAAAACUGCAGUAGAGAUAAGGCAGUUGUCAUCUCCAAUCACAUGAGAGAUAUUUUUAACGACGUCAUUUAUGAAAAAUAUGACGAUUUCAAAGAGCUGUCUAACGAGUACCGACAUAACAUGAAAGAAGCCGUAUACGAAACAUGCAUGAUAUUUUUAAGCAACGGAAGACGAGUAUAUAAGGCAGAAGUAGAGUGCGUUGUAUUACAUAUACGAUGCAUUUCACUUGUGGCCUUAUUAAUACUAUUUCGGGACUACAUUAACGGUAUUCUUGACGAAAACCUGCAGGCACUUCAAUCAGCGGUCAGAAGAUGUGAGGGCUUUGAAGAUACUUCUCUUGAAAUGACCGUGUACAAAGAUGAAUUUUGGAACAUUUUGUCAAGGAUUGCUGUAGACUUGGAGAAGUGUGUUUCUAUUAAAGAAAAACAGCACCAGAAUCCGCAAAGCAAUGGAAAAACCCGAACCGUUUCUGCAUUGUCUGUACCAGAAACGUUUCCUACUCAAAGAAAAGAUGGAAUGGAACAGUACAUGAAACAACACACUAGCUCUCAGGAAUCCGAACAGCAUGAACAUAUACCACCAAGUGAAAACGACGAACCAACGGAAGCAAAAUUACUCGAACCCUCAAAAUCAUGUGGGACAGAUCAUACUGUACCAGAACUACCUUCAGAGAUUUCUACUAAAGAAAAACAGCACAUGUUAGUUCUAUCCGAUGGCAAAGACGGAUGUGUUUCUGACGAAUUGUCUGUGUCUGCAUCUAUGCAUAUAACGGAAAAAGAAGAUUUGGACAGCCAGGACAAACAGGAUGAUCCAAAGGAACAAGUACAACUUGAACAUGAUACUUCAAGAGCAAACGAUGCAGCAAAGAAUGAAAUGUUACACGAACCACUGAAAUCAACUGAGGCAGCAGACACUGAUGUUAAAAUGAAAGAACUGCGGAGACCAAUAGCAGGUUGCAUCGACUUCGGGACCUCAUAUGCAGGAUGGGCAUGGUCAUUUAGUGAUAAGCCAACGAAAAUUUACACAAGUGUUAGGGUACUGGAAGGUAUAACAAAUAUGGAAUGUUAUAAAGAACCUACAGCUGCCCUAUUCGACGGGAAUGGAAACUUUUCUGCGUUCGGUUUUGACGCAGAAGAGAAGUAUGAAGAGCUUCUAGCAAAAAAAUGCAACCAAGAUUGGUAUUUUUUUCCAAACUUUACAAAGGAAAUCAGUCGCAAUGCGAAUGUUUCAAUAGCUACAAAAUCGAAAGAUGUCGCUGGUAAGGAAAUGACAGCGGUGAAAGUUAUAGCUGAUGUAAUAAGAUAUAUGAAAGACACGAUAAUCACGGAUGUACGUAAACAUGAAGACGAACACAAUGAGCAGGAUGUGCACUGGGUACUUACUGUACCGGGUAUAUUUCUAGAUGAUGAAACUCUGUUUAUGAAACAAGCAGCUAGCCAGGGUGGAUUAUCUAAAAUACGCAUAGUUUCUGAACCAGAAGCAGCAAAGACAUAUUGUGAAACGUUCGUACGUAUUGAUAAAGACAACUUUGCAGAUGUACACCAUUUCCCUAUUGGUUUAACAUACUUACUAGCUGAUCUUGGAGGCGAAGCAACUAAGAUAUCUGUCCAUCAAAUUACUGAGGACGAAUUUCGGAGCAAGAUGCACUUUUCAACGUGUGAAGAAUCAGGUGGAAAUACAGUGAACCUAGCUUUUCGAAGCUUUCUUGAAAGUCUUUUUGGAGAAGAAGUUAUUAACAAAUUCAGGCUUUCGGCAGGACGUGAUCACUUGGACUUCUUCCGCGAGUUUGAGAUAAGGAAAAGAAAGGUAAAUGCUGACCUCGCGCCUUCUAUUACGUUUAAGUGCCCGGCUUCUCUUGGAGAGUGUCUUCUUGAAAAGCGGAAUCUGACGUUACAAUCAUGUAUUGCAGAGAAAGGACUGUCAAAUGAAAUUGAUGCAAAAACUGAUAAAAUGAGAAUUGGUUCAAAACUUUUGAAAGAGUUUUUUGAUGAGCCAGUAGCAAAAAUUGUGAAAGCAUUAAAAGAUGCAAUUCGACAUGAUGAAUAUGAAAUAAGAAGGUUGAUAUUAGUUGGUGGGUUUUCGGAAUCCCUGUACGUAAAACAAAGAAUAUAUACAGAACUAGAAACAGACUUUCCCACCAUAGAAAUCGAACAACCAGAAGAAGCGUCUCUACAUGUUAUGAAAGGAGCAAUCAUCCUUAUGAAUAAACAUCUUUAAAGGAAAAAUCUAAACAAAGUUUCAGAUCUAAAGUCGCUCUAACGACAUAUAUACUAUCAAGUCAGUACACACACAAACAAACAACCAUAAUGCAUGUAAACGUUUAAAAAUAUUGUUAGUUUUCAUAAAACGAUAGACUUUUCUCAUUUUAUGAUAAGAUUUUAUCUAGCGGCUAAGGAUAUAAUAAAAUCUGUAAAAAGAUCCUUUGGAAGCAAAAAAUGCCAAAUAACCAAGAAGAAUAAUAGCAGACUCGAUUUAAUUGAGUCUGUUCAUAAGAGGUAAUGAAAUGUGCAACACCUCUCACGUCCUCUAGCAUCAACUUAAGCGGAAAUCUAGUACACAUAUGUUGAAUGGACUCCAUGAUCCCAAAGGACCUGAAAAUAUCACAACAAUGAACUUGAUUCGAUUUAAGGAAAUGCACAAAAUGAUCAUAACGAAAAAACAUGAAGAAGUAAUCAUGUAUGCAGCCUUCAUUUGUAUCACAUAAAAUAAAUAAUAAAACCAAAACGUAUAUUACCUUUUAGAGGCAUAAAACGUAGGCCAAACAAAAUAAUAGCAGAAACGAUUUGAUUCUUAAAGGCCUUUAAAACGUUACUGAAUGAGCGUUAUGUGUGCUUAGUAAUUGUCGACCCGGUAUUUUAAUUAAGCAUAACUCUUAUCAAUGAAAAUUUAGUAAUUUUAAUAAAGAACUCAUUUACAAGGGAAAUUGGGUAUUGUUUGAGAUGUAACGAGAAAAGAUCACAAUCUUCAAAUAUACAAUUUGUUAACCUGUGAUCAUGUGUGUGAAUCAAUUUCCUUUUUAGAGAAGCUGUGUGAAGGUCGUAAACUUCGUGUACUUGAACUAUAUUCCAUGGAGCUUGCGGAUCCUGCAUUCUAUUUAUCUGUUUAAUCAAGUUCCACUAGACCCUGAACAUGGGGACGCGGAGGGUGUUACAUAAUUCAUUACCUUUAAUGAUAAGGGGCCCGUUUCAUAAAAACUCAUAAGUUGUUUUAAGUUUGCUCCUUUUUUGAACUUAGGAGUACCAUAAGUUAUUACCUAAAACGUUUCACAAUGCUUACUUAUGCAAUGUAUAAACAAAGUCAUAAAUAUUGAAAGAGAAUGCCGUUAUAAAGUCAAUAAUCGAAUUGUUUUCCUAGUAGACCAAGAUGGGCUAAAAUGACCGAAAACGACACAGUAUUGAAAUCCGAAUGGGCUCUGAACCAACGAAUUCCACUGCCGAUAAAAAAUAACACAUUAAUCCUCUCCUGAAUUGUCACACUGCAUUUAUAAUUUAUCGGAAAAAAACAUAAAAAUUUCAUCUAACAAAACCAUAACCAUAACAAUAUAUGUACACUAGUUUUGCUUAAAAAUGAACACUACUUCAUGACUCAUACCUUUUUUUCAAUAAUGUAUAUUACAUGUUUCUGAUGUUCUGUAGAUGUAGCCUGUAGUAUGACAUAUCCAAGUUUGAAAUAAAUGUUUGGUGAUGAAAACAUUUGACUUUGUUAAUUUUUGUAAGUUAAAAGUUAUACGAGGGGUGUUCAAAUAUGAAUGCAACUAGGCCAAUUUUCAAAAGUGCUUAACAAACAAUGCCAAAAUAAUUAUCUCAAUCCUUCAAAAUACUCACCACCAUGUUAUAGACAAAGUUUCAGUCUUUUAGUCCAAUUGUUAAAGGCGUUUUCAUAAUCUUUUCGAGGUAUACUGUUCAGACACAGGAAAAUAGUUGAACCGAGAUUUUUG